UCACAGGAUAGUUCAGAAGAACAUCACAAUGCCCCACAGGAUGAUCAGCUUGUGAAUCUGGGUGAAGAUCUGAACAUUAUAUAUGUUCCAGAGACAGAUGUGAAGGGUGAGGAGCAGAAUAUAGAGGACAUUCCUACAGAUAACUGCCCAGAUGACUGUACCAAGAGUUUGGAGGAGGGACAUCUGAUAUUUUCAGAUUUUAAAGCAAAUAAUCAUGGUAUAACAGAAGAUACUUAUGAAGAGCAUUCCAUUAUCUCAGAUAGACCCUCCAUCCUUCAUAGAAAAGAUCAUUGGAUUGGAUUGUCAUUGGAUUCUUCUAAACAGAUCCGAUCUUCUGAUUCAUCACAGACUGUUAAGGAAAAUAAAAGUCACAGAAGGGAUGAUGAACAUCAUAGACCUCACACAGGGGAGAAGCCAAUGUCAUGUUUAGAAUGUGGGAAACAUUAUAGAUAUGAAUCAGAACUUGCUAGACAUCAGAAAUCUCACACAGGGGAGAAACCAUUUUCAUGUUCAGAAUGUGAGAAACAUUUUAUACAUAAAUCAGAUCUUGUUAGACAUCAGAGAACUCACACAGGAGAGAAGCCAUUUUCCUGUUCAGAAUGUGGGAAAUGUUUUAUUAAUAAAUCCAAUCUUGCACAGCAUGAGAGAGCUCACACAGGGGAGAAGCCAUUUUCAUGUCCAGAAUGUGGGAAAUGUUUUAACCAGAAAUCAGCUCUUGUUGUACAUCAAAGAAUUCACACAGGAGAGAAACCAUUUUCAUGUUCAGAAUGUGGGAAAUUUUUUAACCAGAAAUCAUAUCUUAUUAAACAUCAGCGAAUUCACACAGGGGAGAAGCCAUUUUCAUGUUCAGAAUGUGGGAAAAGUUUUAACCAGAAAGCAGACCUUGUAAAACAUCAUAGAAUUCACACAGGGGUAAAGCCAUUUUCAUGUUCAGAAUGUGGGAAAUGUUUUAACCAGCAAUCAAUUCUAGUUACACAUCAAAGAAUUCACACAGGGGAGAAGCCAUUUGCAUGUUCAGAAUGUGGGAACUGUUUUAAUCAGAAAUCAGAUCUUGUUCGACAUCAGAGAAUUCACACAAGAGAAAAUAUUUUUUAUGCUAAGAAUGUGAAAAAUUGUUUACUCACAAAUCCCACCAUUUUACACAUCAAAGAAAAGUCACAUGUUACACAAAGGAAAUAGAAAGCAUGUUAAAGCGCUAAAUGAUGUUUACUGUAUAGAAGGGUUAAAUUUAGCUGUUUUGAUUCUGCCACUUCUAAACUUUAGCAUAGAUAACAGGUGCAAGACCUCAUACCAGAUGUAUUUGCUAGUUCCAUGUGUACAACAUACACUGGUUGAGCAAUGUACUGGAAUAUUCUGUGUCCAUCCUAGGUAGAGGAGAACUGAGGUUAUAAAUACUUGAAGCAUAUCACAGAGGGUAAGUUCUUAAUUAGACCUGUUUUGGACAUUUUAUCCUGUCUUUUUUAUCCACAUUCUUGGCCAUUGGCGUGUAAUAACAACUUACCAAGAUCUUUUUCUUCCUGAAGCUAAGUAACUGUUUAUUUAUAUUGCACAAUGCAACUGUAUUUGUCGUUUAGCAGUCCUCAGUAAAUCUUUUACUCAUUUAGCCAUUGUUUAAGCCCUAUUUAUUCCUGUAUCCCAGAAUCCAAAGUAUAACAAUAAUGAAAUGUAUGCAAUUGCCAAUAAAUGUCCAGAAUCCAGAUAACACACCAAUGUAUCAACCAUGUGAGUAGAAUUAUUCACAUUAAAAGGACUGUCCAAAGAAAAAAAUAUAUCUUCAAAAUGUCUCAUCACCGUGGACAUAGAAAAACAAAG
This is a messenger RNA of Bufo gargarizans (Asiatic toad), 1812 nucleotides long. RefSeq names its product gastrula zinc finger protein XlCGF71.1-like. Gene Ontology annotation, molecular function: RNA polymerase II cis-regulatory region sequence-specific DNA binding; DNA-binding transcription factor activity, RNA polymerase II-specific. The record is from RefSeq and is a predicted model, not a curated record. Bases 418 to 1179 code for a protein of 253 amino acids. NCBI's taxonomy places the organism in Eukaryota, Metazoa, Chordata, Amphibia, Anura, Bufonidae. Gene Ontology annotation, biological process: regulation of transcription by RNA polymerase II. The transcript has 3 exons.